Pestalotiopsis fici W106-1 is the source of this 3372-nucleotide messenger RNA. RefSeq lists its product as uncharacterized. Gene Ontology annotation, cellular component: membrane. Gene Ontology annotation, molecular function: protein binding; metal ion transmembrane transporter activity. The transcript has 2 exons. NCBI's taxonomy places the organism in Eukaryota, Fungi, Ascomycota, Sordariomycetes, Amphisphaeriales, Sporocadaceae. Gene Ontology annotation, biological process: metal ion transport; transmembrane transport. The record is from RefSeq and is a predicted model, not a curated record. Bases 1 to 3372 code for a protein of 1123 amino acids.
AUGGCUAGACGCAACAACAAAAGCGCUGGCCACGAUGGACGACUUGGGAGCAAAGGCAGCCAGGCCACGACGACAACGCAGGGCUCGAGCGCCACGGUAACGCAGCGCGAUCAGUACCAGCGUGAAUUGACCGCCGCCUGUGCGCGAGCAAAUGAAGAACGAGUGCGCCGCUUGCUGACGGAACACGAGCCAUGGACUUCGGAAAAGGACAAGGCAGCACUGCGCAAAGCGUUGCAAAAGGCUUCGGCACGACACCAAAUCGGCAUCAUUCGACUACUGCUACACUAUGGCGCCGAAGUCGAUGCCGGUGCCCCUGAUGAGUUCCCUCCACUCUACCGGGCCGCUCAGGCGGGCCAGCGCGCCGUGGUCGAGGAGCUUCUCAAGCACAAGCCGGAGCUGGAAGCGCGUGAGAUGCGCACCUGGCAGACGCCUCUGUUUGUCGCCAGCACCAAGGGCUUCCACACCAUCGCGGCGUUGCUGUUGGCCAAGGGCGCGCGCGUCGACGCCCAGGAUCGAGAUGGGCGUACUCCCUUGUUGGCCAUUGCCAUCAACCCCAACUUCAAGUCGAUCGAAACGGCGUCGCUGCUCGCGGACCACGGCGCCAACCUCGAGGCAAAAGACCGAAUCGGUCGAACACCUCUACUUUGGGCUGCCACCAACCGCAACUACGAACUCGCCCAGACACUCCUGGAGAAGGGCGCCAAUGCAUCGGCCGUCAACAACCGCGGCCGCACUGCUCUGCACCUGAUUGUCGACAGCAGCAACGGCGGUGGGAGAAGCAGCGGUGACCGGACAUCGGCGCCCAAGAGGCCGCGCGAGGAGAUGCUACAACUUUUGUUGCAGCACGGUGCUGACGCCAAUGCUGCCAGUGAUGGUGGCUGGAGACCUCUGCACAAUGCCGCCCAAAAGGGGUUGACCUCUAUUGUGCAGGUGCUGCUCAAUGCUGGUGCCGAUAUCAAUGCCCCGCUGUCCAACGGCAUGACUGCCCUGCAUUGGGCUGCCUUCAAUGGCUUUGAGGAAGUCGCGCAGCUCAUAUGGUCCUGUCCCGAGGCCGAUAUGGGCAUCAAGGACACAUUUGGGCGUGCUGCCUGGUUGUGUGCCGCAGAACGUGGUCAUGACGAGCUGGUAGAGCUCCUAUCCCCCGGUCACAAUAGCCACCGCUUGCCCAAAUCCAUGCACGAAGCUGCCCAAGCUUUCAACGCUACUGUCGUCGAGUUCAAAGACUUUGGUGAGAAGCAGCGCAUCUCUAAGCCUCCGGUUUUCGAUUUGCUGUACAGGUGGGAUGAGAAGAAUAGUCAGCCCGCCGUCCCUCUCUGGGCAGAUAAUCCUAAGAGCGAGUUCAAAUGGAUACAUCUUCCUGCCAAUAAUCUUGCAUGGGUAGAAACGCUCAUGAUCAACUGGUUUAUCGAAUCGGGAUGUCGCGAUCUCGAAGGGUUCAAAGCCCUCAUGAAAUGUCUCGAGCAAGAGCAUCGCGGCCCAUUCCCGCACGCCAAUUAUAUGCGACCCUUCUGCCAGCGAAUCUCCUCACAGCACCCCGGUGAAGAAGAUGGAGACGCCCCUCCAGGAGGGGACGACAUGAUGGCCAGCCCGCUUCCCAUUAAAAUGAAGGACAUGCGGCGCAGCACUAGUAAUUUGUCACAGUUGACUCUCAGCCAGGGAAUACCCGGUGGUGAUGGCAAGAUUGUCAUGUUCAUGCCGUACCUUCACUAUGAGACAGAUGAAAGCCGCCGAAAGAUGAUGGAUGCCAUCAAGAUUGUGUCGUCGGCUAGUCACGCAAGCUCGCGCGAUAAGACACCCGACAUGCUGCUUUUGGAGGCAUACCUGAACAAUAAGCCGUCACUGCAUCCGAGGCGAACACUGGACCAAUUCUUUUAUCGCGGUAUUGACACGUCAGCCCGCGACCGAGACCAGGUUGUAUACCGCUACUGUGAGGCUCAUGGCCACGAACGCAAGGUUUUCAUGGUAGACCAGCUUUGGGUUCUUGUUCUUAACAAGGACCUGAUCAUUACUUGUUUCCCCGAGCGUUGGGACCUACGUAGUCAGAAAGAUCCAUUGGGAGUACUCGACGGCAUUGUGGGUGAAAUGAAUGCUAAAACUCGACCACCUGUUCGAAGUGUCUACCACCUGGCCAUCCUGGUUUCCGGCCGUUGCUCUGGCAUGUUCUCGCGACACCGAGCCGAUGACCAGGACUAUCAAUUCCUUGACAUGUUUGAGAGUUCCGUCGGCCGCGUGACAGAGGAUCUGACGCACCUGUUUCACCACUUUGAGCGAGCCUCAUCGCUUAGUCGACAGUGGGCUCGACCUUCUCGCCGGUCCAAGCUGCGCAGCAGCAAGAACAAAAACAAAAAGUCUGCAACGGAGGAGUCCAACUCCUUUGACCGGCUCCUCGACAUUGGGACCGAGACAUCGCUCCUAACCGAGGUGCGCGACAUUCGCGAUGAGCUAAAUAUCCUAACGAUGAUUCUCAACUCACAGUUGUGGACGCUGGGCGACUUGAAGAAUUGUCUGGUCGAGGAAUUAAGCCUCAGCGCCGCUUCGAGCCGGCUGAUGCGCAACCACGUCAACAACAUACACGUCACCGACAUCCGCAAGCGCACCCUUGAGCAAGAGCGCCACCUCAAGGUCCACAAGCGCGAUAUCCAGACCAUGGACGAGCAGGCUGAACGCCUAUACCAGUCGCUGACGGACUUGCUGGACUUGAAGCAGAAGCACAGUAAUGCACUCGAGGCUCGGUUCGCCAGUGAGCAAGCCCUGGCCGCGGCAAGAGAGGGCCAGACGGUCAUGGUUUUCACCAUUGUUACCAUUAUCUUUUUGCCCAUGUCUUUCAUUGCUGCAUAUUUCGGUAUUAAUAUGGAUUCUUUCAGCAACCUUGACAGCGACUAUGUGGCGACGUGGACCUUUGGCGGCGGCCUGGCCAUUUCAGUCGUCUUCAUCUUCAUGGCCUUUACCGUGGUCGACAUUACAAGGGCUUUUGCCGGGUUCGGCGCCCUGAUGAAGCGCGUAUUCAACCGGAGCGACGCAGAGCACGACAAGAAUAGCGCUGAUGAUGAUGCCAAAGGAGAAGAGGUCGGAGCCAGAUUACUGGAGCCUUCUUCGACAAGUCCACUCCACUCACCCGUCUUCCAGCGCAAUCAGCCCAGCCCUCCCCUGUCCAUGAUCAGGACCAACAAUACAAUGAAGUCGGACGCCAUGGAAAUGAGCGUCUUUCCAACGACGGAAUCGGAUCUGGUCAAGAUCAAGACGGCCACCAGUAUCUUGUCCAAGACGCGAUAUGCGGUAUCAGCAAAGAGCCCGAGAGCCCGUCGUGGAUACGGAGACGACGAUUUGGAGUGGGGGAGGCACGAUCGGGAGCUGAGUGCCGAUACUUGCUAA